Molecule: messenger RNA, 3572 nt
Organism: Acanthopagrus latus (yellowfin seabream)
Lineage: Eukaryota; Metazoa; Chordata; Actinopteri; Spariformes; Sparidae
Gene: zfp36l2
Product: zinc finger protein 36, C3H type-like 2
Exons: 2
Coding region: 253-1560 (435 amino acids)
Molecular function (GO): metal ion binding; mRNA binding
Source: RefSeq, a predicted model, not a curated record
AAAGGCUGCAGCGCACAGUGAAGCACUCUGGCUCAGCGCUUCUCGAGGGGAGGAAAAAAAUAAUAAUAUAAAAGCCACCUACAACUCAACAAUACAGACAGCUAUCCCCCUCUCUCUCCUCCUUUUUUUCUACGGACUUUAAGCUUGCGCGUAAAACUUUUUUUUUUUUUUAAAGCAACUCUUUUCCACACCCAACACCAGUCGUGGCACAAACUACCGCUCGUCGCAUUCAAGGAUCCUGGUCGGUCCUCCAUGAAAGAAGAAGUGCGGCAGCCAACUUGGGGAAACGAGAUGUCUGCGACGGUCUUGUCUGCUUUCUACGACAUGGACAUGCUUUACAAGCAAGAUAAAAGCAUGAACAUGAACGCCCUCCACAUCAACAGCAUGCUGGACAAGAAGGCGGUGGGGGCUCCGGUCACUUCUCCGAGCUCCGGCGGCUCCUUCGCGCCGGGAUUUUUCCGCAGAAACUCAACCAGCAACUUGGAGGCGAUGAACAACGGCAACAAAUACUCCAUGGGCUCCUACGGCAGCCUGAAGGAGAACACACCGAGCAGCAACAGCAGCAGCAGCAGCAGCAGCGCCACGGCCCUCAUGAACAAGGAGAACAAGUUCCGCGACCGCGCUUACAGCGAGAACGGAGACCGGGCCGUGCUGCAGCAGAAGCCCGGCUCGCAGAUCAACUCCACCCGCUACAAGACCGAGCUGUGCCGGCCCUUCGAGGAGAACGGGUCGUGCAAGUACGGGGAGAAAUGUCAGUUCGCUCACGGCUACCACGAGUUGAGGAGCUUGUCCCGCCACCCUAAGUACAAAACAGAGCCGUGCCGCACCUUCCACACCAUCGGUUUUUGCCCCUACGGCCCCCGGUGUCACUUUAUCCACAACGCCGACGAGCGCCGGCCCGCUCCGGCCGCCAACGCCAACGUGCAGGCGGGGGAGGCCAGGUCGGCUCGCGAGCUGUGCGGCUACGGCCACAGGGACGUCCUGCCGCCGCAGCAGCUUGGCUACACCCAGAGGGACAGACCAAAGCUUCACCACAGCCUGAGCUUCUCCGGCUUCUCCACCCACCACGGACUCGAGUCCCCCCUGCUCGACAACCCCACGUCCCGGACCCCUCCGCCGCCCACCACCGCCUCCUCCUGCACCUCUGUCUCCAGCUUCUACGAGGAGGUGCUCUCCCCCAACUCCGUGUCCUGCAUCAACAGUGCCUUCUCUUUCCCCGGACAGGACUUAAAAGCCUUACUGGCCCCCCUGGCUGUGCACACCCCCAGCGGCUACGCCAACAACCACUCCACCGGUGCCUACUACGGGAACAUGCAGAGCAGCGUGUGCCCGCCCUCCCCUCCGACCUACAACAUGAGCCACUUGCAGGCGCUGCGCCGCCUCAGCGAGUCGCCGGUGUUCGAGCCUCCUCCCAGCCCGCCAGACUCGCUCUCUGACCGGGAGAGCUAUGCGAGCGGGUCCCUCAGCUCUUCCGGGAGCCUCAGCGGCUCCGAGUCCCCGAGUCUGGACGCUGGAAGACGUUUGCCAAUCUUCAGCAGGCUGUCGAUUUCAGAUGAUUAGUCAUGUUGUGUUUUCAUGUGGAUUUAUGGACGGGUCCGGGCAGGGUGGUUGGAGGGGCCCGGGAAGGGGGGGUGUUCAAGAGACCUGAGGUAGACUGUCCUUAAAGCAGAGGAUCCCAGUUAAGCCUUCUCACCCACUCCCCCCGGUGCCCUCUACCCCCAACUUCAUCAGCAGCCACCCUGCCGAAGUGCCUUUGAGCAAGACAGUGAAUCCCUAGCAGCUCCACGGGUGCUGACCCUGCUCUGACCUCCCUGGAGGGGGGCAAGAGGAGACGACUUCACCCACAGGGAUCAAUAAAGCUUCGAACAGUUUAAAAGUGUCCUUGACCUGGCAUUAGUUUAGAAACUUUUUUUCCUUUUGUAUGUAAUAUAGCUGUAUUAAAAAGUUUAGAUAGCAAACAGAAGGCAUUCCAUCAGUGCCUUGCCCAAGGGCUCACGGCAGCCCCCUCCUCCCUUUUUGCUCUAUCAGGCAAGCCACACUUUUUCCUGGGAUUAGAUGUGUGGGUAACAUGACUUGACAAGAAGAGACUGUAAGCGGUUUUCAGAUUUCCUCCCAUCCUGCCAAGAAUAUGCCUUGACUCAAAGUAACAUUUUUUUCCUCUUUAUCAAAGUGUGUUAUUUCUUUUUUUUCCCCCCCUUUUCCUCUCUGAAAGCUUCAACUUCCAUUCCAGACCUGUCUCCUCCCAGCGCCACCCAGUGGUUCGUUUGGUUAGUCUAGUUUGUUGCUUGGUUUAAAAGCACUCUUGAGUUGGGUUUGUUCGGGGAAAUCACUGCUGAUGGUUGAAUAUAUAUUUUUUUAGCUGUUUUUGAGUGAUUUACAUAGCUGUGCAUAACUGGCUAUGGACUAUUUAACUUAUUUAUUAUCUUGUGAAAAAAGUAUAGGCUACAUUGGUAAUUUUGUGUCCAUACUGUAUUUAUCAAGUAUGAUGAAGCAAUAGAUCUAUAUUCUUUUAUGUUUAAAUUAUGAUCGCCAUUAUUAAUCUGCAUAAAGUGGAGUGUAUGUUCUUUUCACAGUAAUAUAUAUAUUUUGUUUUUUUUCUCCUUUUUUUGUAACUUCACUUGGUUAUUUUUAUUGUAAAUGAGUAAAAAAAAUCUUAAUUUAAGAGAACGUAUGUGAUAUUUAUUUCAUUAAUUUUGUUUCCUUGUUUACGUUUAUUAAAAAAAAAAGUUGCGUGAUUGCUGUUUGCUCCUGAGGUUGUGUGUCAGUGCUGUAGAAGGCUUUUUUUUUUUCUCUCUAUCUCUCUUGAGGAUCCCUAUUUAGAUGUUUCUGUAGAAUGUAUAAACAAUGUGGUUGUACAGACCGUCCAAACCUUACUUCUUUUUUGUUGAUCUAGAUCAGACUUCAGUGACAAAGAACCCAAGUCAAUAAAUUAACCAAAAAGUAUUUUUGUUUUUUCUCUCUGUUUGCACGAGGUCACACUGUGAUUCCAGCCACGUGCUAAAGAAUGUAGCAAUCCCUUGUGCCCCAGUAUUAUUGUGUAGUGCCUAUGGGGUUCACCAUCUUGACAUGCCUUAAAAUUAACCAAAUAAAGUAUUUUUCCUACAUGGCAUAUUUUAUACACAGGUUGAACUGAAUGUAGUGUUGGAUUCUGAAACUAUUUUUAUUGAGGAAAAAAAGGUUGUUACCACUCAGACACUCUGACAAAAAAACAACCGUAACCUUUCUAAAUCCCCAUUCCUCUACUUUUUUAUUUUGAUUUCCUGUUAAGUUUUUUUUUUUCUUUUUUUUUUUUUGAUAUUGAAAUCUAGUCUGAGUCUUGAGUUUGCUGGAGAGGGAAGUGGAUGAACACGUUUGGUUUGUACAUAGUAGGUACAGGGGGAUGCGCACUAUGUACUUUUGACUACUUUAUCAGAAGUAAAGCUUUUUGAAUGUAACAAUAAACGGACAAAAAGACAACGAGAGUUGUAAUAUUUUUUUGGGGGAGUCAGUUCACUACAAAUUGAGUGUGAGACUGUUAACUUUGUACUGUACAUUUUUUGUAGUUCUCCCAAUAAAAAUCAUUUUGAAAAAGC